AUGGCAAGUGUCAAUACAGUUCGUCCACGCGAUUUCGUCGGAUAUGGCGCGAAUCCUCCGAAAUUCACUUGGCCAGGCGGCAAAAAAGUGGCCAUCAACUUUGCCAUCAACUAUGAGGAGGGGACAGAGAGAAGUCCUUUGCUGGGAGACGGUGCACGAGACUCUCGUACAUGGGUGAGGAGUCCACUGCCGGCGAGUGAGCGAGACCUUAUGCAAGAGGGUGAAUACGAGUACGGUACUAGGGUUGGAAUCUGGCGACUUCUACGUAUCUUUAAGGAGUUUGAUGUUCCGUACAGCGUUUUUCUAUCAUCAGAGGCUUUACUGGUGAAUCCCGCAUUUGCAGAGAAAUUGAAAACAGAAAAUUGUGAUAUUGUAUCCCAUGGAACGAGGUCUAUCAGCCGUCUGAACCUUACUGAGGAAAUGGAAAGAGCGGAUCUUCGUCGUUCUAUUGACCAGACCCUGGAGCUCACCGGGAAAAGGAUCCUGGGCGCGUUUCCCAGGCCACCUACUACAGGCAACAGCCGUCGCAUCAUGGCAGAAGAGGGCUUGCUGUACGAUUCAGCCACUACCUGCGAUGACCGUCCUCAUUUUGCCGAUGUGUCUGGCCGGCCCAUGUUGAUUCUCCCUUAUGCUGUGGACACCAAUGAUGCACGUUUCUGGGGUGGCCAAUCCGGUCCAGGAUACACAGGGUCUACUGAUUUCUUCGACUAUUUGAAAGACGCCUUUGAUGUGUUGUAUCGCGAGUCAUCCGAAAGUGGUACUAUGAUGUCGAUUGGAUUACACGCUCGUAUUAUGCGCCCCGGACGUGUGGCAUCUCUCAUUCGAUUUCUGGAAUAUGUGAGCAAGUUUGAUGGUGCGUGGGUAGCUAAGCGGAGUGACAUUGCGGCACACUUUGCCCGGCUCUUUGCUCCUGAAGAUACAUGGAACCUCGAUGCAGCAUCAAGUCUCUAG
Molecule: messenger RNA, 951 nt
Organism: Talaromyces marneffei
Lineage: Eukaryota; Fungi; Ascomycota; Eurotiomycetes; Eurotiales; Trichocomaceae
Exons: 1
Coding region: 1-951 (316 amino acids)
Biological process (GO): carbohydrate metabolic process
Molecular function (GO): hydrolase activity, acting on carbon-nitrogen (but not peptide) bonds
Source: RefSeq, a predicted model, not a curated record